Messenger RNA from Fusarium coffeatum, 3285 nucleotides. RefSeq lists its product as uncharacterized. Gene Ontology annotation, biological process: mismatch repair. Bases 1 to 3285 code for a protein of 1094 amino acids. The transcript has 2 exons. Lineage: Eukaryota; Fungi; Ascomycota; Sordariomycetes; Hypocreales; Nectriaceae. The record is from RefSeq and is a predicted model, not a curated record. Gene Ontology annotation, molecular function: ATP-dependent DNA damage sensor activity; mismatched DNA binding; ATP binding. Gene Ontology annotation, cellular component: nucleus.
AUGGUGCCCCCAGUAAUCGGCAUCCGCCAUCUGCGGCCCCUGACAUCACCAUCUACCUCAGCCUCGACACCGGCCUCUAGGCCUGUUUCAACCUCGCAUCCAUUGGCCAAAGCUGAUGAUGCAGCUCAGGCUCAGGCUUUAGCUAUAGCUCAUACAGCUAUUGCUACUACUGCUGCUGCAAUCCCUCAAACAUACCGUCAUAUUGGUCACCCACUACGUUAUGGCUUCUCAAUCCGUCCAUUCCUACCGGUGCCAUCUCCCCAUCGUCCCCUCCAAAUCAGGGGCAAAAAGACCACCACUACCUUCCAGCUGUCUGAUUUGCCCCAGGGUCUAAUUCAGCCGAAGCCCGUAUCACCUCUUCCAACGUCAUCAAAGGCUUCGUCUCCCCACGAUGAGACCACAGAGCCUAUGCCGCAGCCGCUCCCGCUGCCGUCUUUGCCCCAGGAUCCUCCCGCCUACCCUACCGUGGUCCUUCAAGCCCGUCAGAACAUGCUCAAGUUUGAUAACUGUGUGUUGCUGACGAGGGUGGGAGGUUUCUAUGAGCUUUACUUCGAGCAUGCGGAAGAAUAUGGGCCCUUGCUCAACAUCAAGGUUGCUAGCAAGAAAACAAAUGCCGGCUCGGUUUCCAUGGCCGGGUUUCCUUUUUUUCAACUCGAUCGGUUUCUCAAAAUUCUUGUUCAAGAUCUCAACCGUCAUGUUGCCAUUGCUGAAGAGUUUCCAAACUCCCCUACGGCAAAAGUCAAGGCCGGUGGGCUGAUGCAUGAUCGUCGAGUCACACGUAUUGUUACUCCAGGUACUCUGAUAGACGAGAACUUCAUGGAUCCAUACGCAAAUAAUUAUGUGAUGGCAGUCUAUAUUGAUCAAAGACUUGGAGCUACAGAAACAAAUAAUAACAUCGGCCGAGUGCCGACUCCUGAUGCAGGGUCUGUGGACCACAAAUCCGCAUCCGAACCUAGAUCAGCCCAUACAGUACCGUCAGCUGUUGGUGUUGGCCGAGAUGUCGGGCAGCCUCAGGGGUCUCAAGACGCCAUGCCACUCGGCCUGGCAUGGCUCGAUCUUUCAACCGGCCAUUUCUGUACCCAGCAAGCCAAUCUUGCAUCCUUACCUGCGAUCCUAUCCCGACUAUCUCCGCGCGAACUUCUCUUGGACCAGGAAUUGCAAGCGUUCCCCAAUCACGGCAUAUUUGCUCCUCUCGCUGAGGAGCGUGGAAUUAUUUCCUACGCACCGCGGCCCCAUGACUCCCCCUUACUGGACCCAAUCAACUGGGCGCCCAUGCUCGAGUCUGCCCUGUCAGAAAGUGAAGUGAUUGCUUUCUCUUCUGCUGAGGUACACGCUGCCAGCUUCCUUCUGAGCUAUGUCAAGGACCAGCUGCUAGGCAUGAGUAUAAAAUUGCAGCCCCCACAAAGAAACGAAAAUGUAGAGGUCAUGGCCAUCGACAAGAACAGCCUACGUGGCCUUGAGAUAAAGCAAACCAUUCGUGAUGGUGUGUUUCGAGGCAGUCUAUUGCAUGCCAUUCGUCGUACCGUCACAAAGAGUGGUGCUCGCCUUCUCAAUGAAUGGUUGAGUGCGCCCUCGGCUUCCCUCGAGAUCAUCACUGGUAGACAAGACCUCGUCGCUCUGUUUAUCGACGAUGCAAACGUUUGUGAUUCUGUAAUUAUAUUGUUGCGGAGGAGUUAUGACUCCCAGCGCCUUGUUCAGAAGUUCACUCUUGGUCGUGGUGACGCCGACGACCUCCUGGGUUUGGCCAGUACCAUUGACGCAACUAAGGAGAUUGUAGACCUGCUGAAGAAGGCCAAUAUACCAUCUCGCAAAGCCAAGUCCCCCUGCUUGACUUCAUUGCUCUCCCGAAUCAGUAUGACCAAGUCGUUGAAGCUUGCUCAACGUAUAAGGGAUGCAAUUGACGAAGAUGGAAUUGAGUUACAGCAUGAAGUAGAGGACUCUGAGACCAGCCAAAUGCUAGCUCUUGCCGAAGACGUCGUCAGCAAUGAGGGGUCACUGGAUGAUGCAGCUUCUCUUCCCAAAGGCAAGCGAAAACGGCCCGCCAGUAUUCGCGACUAUUACGCCGAAGACAACGACGCUUGGAUCAUGAAACCUGCUGCCAGUCCGACAUUGAAACGGCUUCAUGCUGACCUAGCAACUCUGGUAGAGGAAAAGAUAGCCCUCAACGAAAGCCUACGCGAAUCCCUCAACGCCCCCAGUCUGUCCCUCAGAUGGACACCCGGACUCGGUCAUAUCGCUCACAUCAAAGGUAAAGACGCUCGGAAUCUUGUUGAUGUACAAGCUCUUUCAUCGAGUCGUUCCACACGAUCUUUCCACAUCACCGAGUGGACGCAUUUAGGGCAGCGACUCGAUCAGGUUCGUGCACAAAUUCGUACUGAGGAACAAGUCGUUUUCCACUCUCUUCGAGAACAUGUCGUUAAGAACAUUGUUAACCUACGCCGCAAUGCCGCCGUCCUCGACGAACUCGAUAUCGCAACGUCCUUCGCUAAGCUCGCUCAAGAGCAAAGCCUCGUACGACCCGUUAUGAACAACACGACUAGUCACACCAUCAUGGGAGGGCGGCAUCCCACUGUCGAAGGUGGUCUUUUCGAGCAGGGAAGAGGGUUUGUGCGCAAUGAUUGUUUGGUUGGGUCGUCUAAAGAUGGCCGCAUUUGGCUUAUCACGGGCCCCAACAUGGCAGGUAAAAGCACGUUCCUACGGCAAAACGCUCUCAUCACGAUCUUGGCUCAGAUCGGUUGCUACGUGCCUGCAUCAUACGCAGAGCUGGGUAUAGUAGACGCCAUAUUUAGCCGUGUGGGCUCGGCCGACAAUUUGUAUCAAGAUCAGAGCACCUUCAUGGUGGAGAUGCUGGAGACGGCAGCUAUUCUCAAGCAAGCAACCUCCCGAUCAUUCGUCAUCAUGGAUGAGAUCGGUCGAGGCACGACGCCCGAGGAUGGUACAGCUGUCGCCUUCGCAUGUCUUCAUCACCUGGCAACAGUCAAUCAAUGCCGCACUUUGUUUGCAACACACUUCCAUUCUGUGGCAGACUUGGCCGCAGCCGAGGGAUUGUGCUCGACAGAGGCGGGCAUCGUUCAGACAUACUGCACCGACGUAGUGGAGGAUGACCAAGGAGGUUUCUUCUACAAUCACAAACUACAGAAAGGCAUUAACAGACAAAGCCACGCAUUGAAAGUUGCGAAACUGGCUGGACUGCCAGACAAAGCUAUUGGCACAGCAAGACGGGUAUUACACAAUGACGCUCCUGAGCCAAACGGAUCAGGUGAAGUCAGAGCAGGCCAGGAUUAG